This is a messenger RNA of Knipowitschia caucasica, 462 nucleotides long. Lineage: Eukaryota; Metazoa; Chordata; Actinopteri; Gobiiformes; Gobiidae. The record is from the annotation of a GenBank genome assembly.
AUGGUCCAGGCCUUGAACCACCAGAGACUGUGUGACCAAGCAGACACUGUGUGGAGGUCACACCUGGGCCCCGCCUUCAGCCCGGCCUGGGGGGCCCUGUACAAGCCCCCUCUGACCAAGAGACAGGGAGACCUGCAGUGGAGGCUGCUGCAUGGGGCAAUAGCAGUCAAUGCCUUUGUGUGUAGGGUGAACAGGGCUGUGGGGGAGGGCUGUCCCUUCUGUGGGGAGAGGGAGACAGUGGUCCACUGCUUCUGGGAGUGUGGGAGGCUCAGGCACAUGCUGGAGCUGCUGAGGGGCCUCUUCACUUCACUGGGGGCAGAGUUUAAUGCUCAGGUGUUUGUGGGGGGGGGUCAGGUACUCCAACCGCAGCAGGAGGAGGGGGCGGCUGCUCAGUUUCCUCGUCGGUCAGGCCAAGAUGGCCGUCUAUGUGAGCAGGAGGAGGAUGGUCCAGGACCAGAGUGA